GGGCCCGGGGCCGCAGCCGGCUCCCCGGGCGUACGACGAGGACCUGCCUGGCCGGCUGCCCCGUGCCCUGCCGCGCCCAACAGUCGUGCUCCGGGAUGGGAUGCGCGGCGCCACUCAGCUCCCCGCCGCCGACCCACGCCAUGCCCUGAAGCCCCAAAGUUUGGGGGGCCGGAGGGCUGGCUUCUCCCUCCGGCUCCAAUGACUGGCCAAGGACUCCUGCCACUGCCCAGCCUCGACCUCAGUGACCUGGCUCCGCACCCCAGGUCGGAAUGAACUCUCCCAGGCUGUAACGAAGGCUCCCCUCUCCUCCUAGACCUCUCUCUCUCCAUCCUCUUUGCAAAAAGAUUGGUUUUUAUUUUGUGUUAAUUCAAGCAAUUGUGGUCCACCGGUGACUCCCCUCCGCAUUCCUAAUUAAGCCAAGAUCCAGGGCCUGCGCUUUGAGUGUAAGAGGGGGUGCGGUCUUUCCCAGCAGACAGAUUCCCCGGCCGACCCACAUCCAUCCACCAUGAAGAGGUGCCAGUCGGAUGAGCUGCAGCCACAGCCGGGCGAAGAGGAUGGAGCUGCGCUGGACGAGGCCGCGGGCCACCUGCUGGGCGCGGACCUCCGGCCUGGGGAGGCCACCACGGGUGCUAACUCUGCGGGCGGGCCAACUUCAGACGCGGGCGCUGUCGCGGCGCCCAAUCCAGGCCCCCGAAGCAAGCCUCCCGAUUUAAAGAAAAUCCAGCAGCUCUCCGAGGGCUCUAUGUUUGGCCACGGGCUGAAGCACCUGUUCCACAGCCGCCGCAGGUCCAGGGAGAGGGAGCAGCAAGCAGCCCAGGAUUCACAGCAGUUGCAGCAGCAGCAGGGCAUGUGGGACCAUGACUCCCCGGAUGAGAAGGAGCGCUCCCCAGAGAUGCACCGCGUCUCCUACGCUGUGUCCUUGCACGACCUACCUGCCAGGCCCACGGCCUUCAACCGUGUUCUGCAGCAGAUUCGCUCCCGGCCCUCCAUCAAGCGGGGUGCCAGCCUGCACAGCAGUGGGGGAAGCAGCCGACGAACCAAGAGCAGCUCACUGGAGCCCCAGCGAGGCAGCCCCCAUCUUCUGCGCAAGGGCCCCCAGGACAGCAGCCUGGCUGCCCUCCUGCACCAGCAUCAGUGCCGCCCCCGCUCUUCCUCCACCACUGACACGGCCCUGCUGCUGGCAGAUGGCACAGUGUGCCUCCUAGCCGAGGAGGCCGAGGCUGGCGACAAGGCCGACAAGGGAGACGUCGUAGCCCUGAGUCUCCCUGGAGGCCUCAGCCAUGGGGAUUCCGACGGGCCCAUCAGCCUGGACGUGCCAGAUGGCGCCCCUGACCCGCAGCGCACCAAGGCUGCCGUGGAGCAUCUGCACCAGAAGAUCCUGAAGAUCACAGAGCAGAUCAAGAUCGAGCAGGAGGCCCGGGACGACAACGUGGCCGAGUACCUGAAGCUGGCCAACAACGCCGACCGGCAGCAGGCGGCCCGCAUCAAGCAGGUGUUCGAGAAGAAGAACCAGAAGUCGGCGCAGACCAUCGCGCAGCUGCACAAGAAGCUGGAGCAUUACCGCCGGCGCCUGAAGGAGACCGAGCAGAACGGGCCGUCGCGGCAGCCCAAGGACAUGCUGCGGGACAUGCAGCAGGGCCUCAAGGACGUGGGCGCCAACGUGCGCGCCGGCAUCAGCGGCUUCGGGGGCGGCGUGGUCGAGGGCGUGAAGGGGGGCCUCUCGGGCCUGUCCCAGGCCACCCACACCGCCGUGGUGUCCAAGCCCCGCGAGUUCGCCAGCCUCAUCCGCAACAAGUUCGGCAGCGCGGACAACAUCGCCCAUCUCAAGGACCCGCUGGAGGACGGCGCCCCCGAGGAGGCCGCCCGGGCGCUGAGCGGCAGCGCCACGCUCGUGUCCAGCCCCAAGUACGGCAGCGAUGACGAGUGCUCCAGCGCCAGCGCCAGCUCUGCUGGAGCAGGCAGCAACUCUGGGGCCGGGCCGGCGGGGGCGCUGGGCAGCCCCAAGUCCAACACGCUGUACGGGGCUCCCGCCAACCUGGACGCUGUGCUGGAAGAGCUGCGGGACAUCAAAGAGGGCCAGUCCCAUCUGGAGGGCUCCAUGGAGGACCUGAAGGCGCAGCUGCAGAGGGACUACACCUACAUGACCCAGUGCCUGCAGGAGGAACGCUACAGGUAUGAGCGGCUGGAGGAGCAGCUCAAUGACCUGACUGAACUUCACCAGAAUGAAAUGACCAACCUGAAGCAGGAGCUGGCCAGCAUGGAGGAGAAGGUGGCCUACCAGUCAUACGAGAGGGCACGUGACAUCCAGGAGGCCGUGGAGUCCUGCCUGACCCGGGUCACCAAGCUGGAGCUGCAGCAGCAGCAGGGGGUGCAGCUGGAAGGUGUGGAGAACGCCAACGCUCGGGCGCUGCUGGGCAAGUUCAUCAACGUGAUUCUGGCGCUCAUGGCCGUGUUGCUGGUGUUUGUAUCCACCAUCGCCAACUUCAUCACGCCCCUCAUGAAGACGCGCCUGCGCAUCACCAGCACAGCCCUCCUGGUUCUCAUCCUCUUCCUCCUCUGGAAGCACUGGGACUCCCUCACCUACCUCCUGGAGCACGUGCUGCUGCCCAGCUGAGCGUCUGCGGGCCACCGUGUUCCCCGCCCAUGGCCAUGCUUCUCCGGGGGACCCCGGGAUGUCUCCAUAUAUCCAGUUUUGUCUCCGGCCCUCAAGUCUCCAUCCCAGCGGCGCUGCCCCUGUUCCGUCCCUGCUUCUGCCCCAUGACUUCUCCCUGUUGGCUCUGGCAAGAUGGUGGGGACUGAAAGGAGCAGAGGACACUGGGACCAGCGGGGUGACAGUCUCUGUCAGGCCACUUCUUGCUGAUGUGCUGAGAGGAGAAGCAGGGGAGGGCUAUGUUCACGUCCUGGGGAGAGUUCAGCUUGGGUCCCCAACCCUUCUAGACCCAGGACGAAGACACUAGGGGCAGGAGCCCAGAGCAGAGUGGGGCGGGCACCAGCCUAAGCGGCCUCGGCCCUCCCCUCUCUCCUGCAAUGGCUGGGCCCUGGCUUAUGGCCUGAGCCUUCCCCACGUGGCAGGCAGGUGCAGGGUCCUGGAGCCUUGGCUGGGACUGUUUUCCCUGUUCUUUCUGCCUGUUACUGAAUCUGCUACUUUCAGGGAAACAGACUCCAGGGCCCUUAGACUCAAGCCUGGGAGCACGUCUGGUUCUAUUUAUUAUUUAUUUAUUUGUCCUUUCCUCCCCCCUCCCCUGCUCCUUGUGGAGCUCUGGCAGAGUGGGAUCCUGCCUGCCCAGCGCUAGCCAUGAGCACUGAGCAGAGAGAGUGAAGCCUCUUUUAUAUGCCUAUUUAUUUUGUACGUGUGUUUGUGCGGAGGAGGCCUUUUGUGGCUUUCCUUUUUGAGGCUCUGGUGUGUAGUGUCUGCUUUCUCAGCCUCCUUUCCCCACAGCACAUCCAUGAGGAGGGGGUUUCUCCAAAAAGGAGCCCAAGGCUCCAGGGGCAGCAGAGGGCAGUGCCUGCCAACUGUUGUGGAGUUUCUUGAGAAUAAAUAUUCUCUAAAUUUUCAAACCA
Molecule: messenger RNA, 3561 nt
Organism: Suncus etruscus (white-toothed pygmy shrew)
Lineage: Eukaryota; Metazoa; Chordata; Mammalia; Eulipotyphla; Soricidae
Gene: TMCC2
Product: transmembrane and coiled-coil domain family 2
Exons: 5
Coding region: 506-2614 (702 amino acids)
Biological process (GO): amyloid precursor protein metabolic process
Cellular component (GO): endomembrane system
Source: RefSeq, a predicted model, not a curated record